This is a messenger RNA of Daucus carota subsp. sativus, 5178 nucleotides long. RefSeq names its product ARF guanine-nucleotide exchange factor GNOM. Gene Ontology annotation, molecular function: guanyl-nucleotide exchange factor activity. The record is from RefSeq and is a predicted model, not a curated record. The coding region runs from base 382 to 4725 and encodes 1447 amino acids. Lineage: Eukaryota; Viridiplantae; Streptophyta; Magnoliopsida; Apiales; Apiaceae. The transcript has 5 exons. Gene Ontology annotation, biological process: regulation of ARF protein signal transduction.
GCCUAAAUAACAAACCCAUUAAUUCACCUGCCAAUUCCUCCCCUUCAGGUGGGUGACAUACUCUGAUUCCUCCCUCCAGGAUCCGAAAGCUUCAGUUCCCGUGCAGAUCUCAUCGGCUUGUCAAACAGAAGGUUUGGUGCAAGGAGCAUACACUGAUAGCUUCCGCCGAGUCACGUACUUUAAGGUGUUUACUUGUGUUGUUGAAUCACGAUGCAUGGUCUGCAAGACAAAAGCUAACAGGGAAGCCGAAAGUCUUUUUUAGGAAGAAAAAGUAAUCAUUUACUUUUCCAGCUAGGGUUAUGGUUUGGCCAGUUUAGAGUGCUUUUUGCAUGGGUGCUGGUCUUGGAUCAUCAGAAAAUUGAACUGCAUUUGGAAAUUGUGAUGAUGGGGUGCCCAUGCGAUCAGUCCAAUAGUAACUCAAUUGGUCGAGGGUUUGAUGGUUGUUCAAGUAGUCCCGCUGGAGGUGCUUUUGCUUUAACAGUAAAUUCAGAAAUAGGUGCAGUUUUGGCUGUCAUGAGGAGGAAUGUUCGCUGGGGAGUUAAUUAUAUGGCAGAAGAUGAUCAGCUAGAGCACUCUCUCAUACAUUCUUUCAAAGAAUUGCGGAAAAAAAUAUUUAUGUGGCAGAGUCGGUGGAAAACUGUUAAUCCAGUCUUGUAUCUUAAACCAUUCUUGGAUGUUAUUCAAUCUGAUGAAACCGGUGCACCAAUAACUGGUGUUGCCUUAUCAUCGGUCUACAAAAUAUUGACCCUGGAAGUAAUUGAUUUAGAUUCAGUGAAUGUCGAUGAAGCUUUUCAGCUAAUUGUAGAUGCUGUCACAAGUUGUCGGUUUGAGGUGACCGAUCCUGGAUCAGAAGAAGUGGUACUAGUGAAGAUACUGCAGGUUCUUUUGGCUUGCAUGAAGAAUAAGGCAUCAGUUAAGUUGAGCAAUCAGCAUGUAUGCAAUAUAGUAAACACUUGCUUUCGCGUAGUUCAUCAGGCAAGCUCUAAAGGUGAGUUGCUGCAGAGAAUAGCACGCCACACAAUGCAUGAGCUGGUUAGAUGUAUCUUCACAUGCCUGUCAAAUUUUGACAAUUUAGAAAAAGCGUAUACCCAAGCAGGCAGCUCUCAUGUCAACAAUGAGGUUGGCACACAUGAUGAGAAUCACAUUUUUGCAAGUAAACUAGAAGAUAACGGCCAUGCCAAUUUAGAAUCUGAUGAUAAGACAACUCCUGAUGGGGUUGGCCAUGAUUCCGGGGAUGCUUCAGAAGAGAAGGUGGACGUAAACGUAGUUGUGCCUGGUCAAGAUAAGGUGAUUGCUCAAGCGGGUGGGGAUAGAAUGUCAGAGCCAUAUGGGGUACCAUGUGUGGUUGAAAUCUUUCAGUUUCUAUGUUCACUUUUGAAUGUAGUAGAGACGACAGGAGUAAGCAGUAAAUCAGACUCUAUAGCUUAUGACGAAGAUGUGCCCCUAUUUGCAUUAGGUCUGAUCAAUUCAGCUAUUGAAGUGUGUGGGUCUUCUAUUCAACAUCACCCAAAGUUGCUGGUUUUGAUACAAGAUGAUUUGUUCUUUAAUUUGACUAGGUUCGGUUUGUCAACGAGCCCACUAAUACUUUCAGUGGUAUGUAGCAUUGUCCUGAAUUUAUAUCAUCAUCUACGUAUCAAGUUAAAGCUGCAACUGGAAGCUUUCAUUUCUAGUGUCCUUUUGAGGAUUGCAAAAAGCAAGUAUGGAGCUUCAUAUCAACAGCAGGAGGUUGCUAUGGAAACUCUUGUUGAUCUCUGCAGGCAACCAACAUUUAUGUCUGAGAUGUAUGUCAAUUAUGACUGUGACAUUUCCUGUAGCAAUGUUUUUGAAGACCUUGCUAACCUGCUUUCAAAAAGUGCAUUUCCAGUGAACAGACCUCUAUCUGCUAUGCAUUUUCUUGCUUUGGAUGGUAUCUGUGCAAUGAUUCAUGGCAUGGCCGAGAGGAUAUCAAGUGAUUCUCCAUCUUCACAACAAGCUUCAAUAAGCUUGACAGGUUAUCAGUCAUUUUGGAGGCUGAGAUGUGAUAACUAUGAUAACCCUGAUGAGUGGGUCCCUUUUGUCCAUAAGACGAAGUUCAUCAAGAGAAAAUUAAUGAUUGGAGCCGAGCACUUUAACAGGGAUCCCAAGAAAGGUCUAGAAUAUCUUCAGGAAGUUCAUUUGCUGCCUGAAAAACUUGAUCCAGAAAGUGUAGCAUGCUUUUUCAGGUUCACCCUCGGCUUAGAUAAGAUUCAUGUUGGAGAUUAUCUAGGAAGUCAUGACGAAUUUUGUAUUCAAGUGCUUCAUGAAUUUGCACGCACUUUUGAUUUUGAAGGCAUGAAUCUGGACAUUGCAUUGCGAGUUUUUCUGGAAACCUUUAAGUUGCCUGGAGAGUCACAAAAGAUACAGAGAGUCCUUGAGGCAUUUGCGGAGAGAUAUUAUGAACAAUCACCCCAUAUACUGUGUGACAAAGAUGCAGCUCUUGUGCUAUCAUAUUCUAUCAUACUGCUUAACACAGAUCAGCACAAUGCACAGGUUAAGAAAAAGAUGACUGAAGAAGAUUUUAUUCGAAACAAUAGGCGAAUAAAUGGAGGUAAUGAUCUUCCUGCUGAAUACCUGUCCGAGCUUUAUCACUCAAUCUCUGAGAAUGAAAUCAGGAUGACCCCAGAGCAAGCUACUGGUUCUCCGACGAUGACCGCAAGCCAUUGGGUUGGUCUAAUGCACAAAUCCAAACAAACUGCUGCGUUCAUCAGUUGUGAUUCUAGAGGGCAACUGGAUCGUGACAUGUUUGCUAUCUUAUCUGGUCCAACUAUUGCUGCUUUAUCUGUGGUUUUAGAUAAUGUGGUGCAGGAAGAUGCUUUACAAACAUGUAUUAGCGGAUUCUUGUGUGUUGCUAAAAUUGCAGCUUCUUACCAUUUUAAUGAUUUACUAAAUGAUCUGGUGGUCUCUCUUUGCAAAUUUACAACCCUCAUGCUUCCACUAUAUGGUGAAGAAUCUGUAAUUAUGUUGGGGGAUGAUACUAAAGCCAGGAUAGCAACUGAAGCAGUUUUCACUAUAGCAACUAGGUAUGGUGAUUAUAUCCGCUCUAGUUGGAAAAACAUUGUGGACUGUGUACUAAGCUUGCACAAGAUAGGUCUUCUUCCUGCUCGUCUGGCCAGUGAUGCAACUGAUGAUUUGGAGCUGCCUUUUGACCCAGAGAAAGUAAAACCUGAUUUAACUUCCUCGCCAUCACCCCUUAAGCUGGUUUCGUCAACUUCGAGGAAAUCGUCUAGUCUAAUUGGCCGAUUCAGCCAACUCCUAUAUUUUGAUGCAGAAGAACCAGCUCCACAACCAUCUGAAGAAGAGCUUGCAGCUCGCCAGGUCUGUCUAGAAAUGGUUCAGAAGUGCCAAAUCAAUAGCAUUUUCAGUGAGAGCAAAUUCCUGCAAGGUGAUUCUCUGUCGCAGCUUGUUCAGGCUCUCAUCUCAGCUGCAGGGAGAUCUGAUAAGGGAAUUAAUUUUGAGGAAGAUGAAGAAACUGCAAUAUUUUGUCUUGAAUUGCUUAUUGCAGUCACCCUAAAUAACCGUGACAGGAUUAUGCUUCUCUGGCAAGGUGUCUAUGAGCAUAUAACCAAUGUUGUUCAGUCAGCUGUGAUGCCUUGCACAUUGGUGGAGAAGGCUGUAUUUGGGCUUCUUCGGAUAUGUCAAAGACUUCUUCCUUACAAAGAAAAUUUAACUGAUGAGUUGUUGAAGUCUCUGCAGCUGGUAUUGAAACUUGAUGCCCGUGUUGCUGAUGCAUACUGUGAACCUAUCACUCAGGAAGUUAUGCGCCUGGUAAAAGCAAAUGCAAUGCAGAUAAGAUCUCAUGCAGGCUGGCGUACAAUUACGGCCUUGCUUUCUAUCACUGCUAGGCAUCCAGAAGCAUCUGAAGUGGGAUUUGAGACACUUGAAUUCAUCAUGGCUGACAGCGCUCACCUGUUGCCCGCAAAUUAUGUACUUUGCAUCAAUGCAGCUAGGCAGUUUGCUGAGUCCCGUGUUGGCAAUGUUGAUAGGUCAAUUAAAUCUCUAGAUUUGAUGUCAGGUUCUUUUGUUUGUUUAGUGAGAUGGUCUUCCAAGACUAAUGAAGCCUUGGGAGAAGAAACGGCCUCUAGAAUGAAACAGGAUAUAGGGGAGAUGUGGCUUAGGUUAGUGCAAGGAGUUAGCAGAAUCUGUUUGGAUCCAAGAGAAGAAGUGAGAAAUCAUGCAAUUUUGAUGCUACAAAAGAGCUUGACAGGGGUAGAUGGUAUAGAUCUAGUGAACGAGUUGUGGUUGCAGUGCUUUGAUCAAGUGAUCUUGACACUUCUCGAUGAUCUGUUAGAAAUUGCAAAGGAGAGUUCUCCCAAAGACUAUCGUAACAUGGAAGGAUCUCUGGUGUUAUCCUUGAAACUCUUAUCAAAAGUGUUUCUGCACUUACUCCAACGUAUCUCACAGUUAUCAACUUUUUCUAAAUUGUGGUUGGAGGUUCUUAGUCGUUUUGAAGGAUAUAUGAAGGUCAAAUUUAGAGGAAAGCGAUGUGAGAAGAUUCAUGAAAUAGUCCCAGAGCUACUAAAAAACACUCUGCUGGUCAUGAAGACGAGCGGAAUUCUUGUGCCAGAUGAUGACAAUUUAGAGGGCAGUUUAUGGCAGCUGACUUGGUUGCAUGUGAAAAACAUAGCCCCAUCUCUUCAGUUAGAAAUUUUCCCUGCUAAUGAAACGAAGCAGUUGCAGUCCAACAAUACAGAAACCGGUGGCAGUUAAUUCUUUCCCGCUCUAAUUUCAAUUCUAUCAAAGUCUACCUGAUUGCUUUUUUCAAACUGAGGACUUGCUGGAAUAAAUUAUUAUUCGAAUCCGGUUCCUUGGAUUGCUAAAUAGCAGCAUGUGGGCGGGCAACAAAGUCACAGGUGGAACUGGUCAGAUUCUGUGCAGGGUAAAGUGUUAGCUGCAUUAGCAUGGUUUCCUGAUGGCUCAUACUGGUAUUUAGUAAUUCAUACACAUUUUUUUAGCCUUGUAAUAUCUUGGCCUUUAUUUAAGGAAUGGUUUGUUUCCGAUGGCGCUUGGUUUGCCGUAUUUUCCCAGUAACAGGAUGAUGAUGUAGAGUAGCUCUUCGGGCUCUGCAUACAGUAACACCUGUUCUUUCAAGUUUUGAAGUUACAGCAUAUACCAUAUUAUGUACACACCACAUUGUGAUAUACAACAGUUCGUUUCAGUUCA